Molecule: messenger RNA, 4321 nt
Organism: Petromyzon marinus (sea lamprey)
Lineage: Eukaryota; Metazoa; Chordata; Hyperoartia; Petromyzontiformes; Petromyzontidae
Product: BTB/POZ domain-containing protein 2
Biological process (GO): neurogenesis
Cellular component (GO): P-body; cytosol
Molecular function (GO): protein binding
Source: RefSeq, a predicted model, not a curated record
GGACAGAGGGAGGACAUGGCGGCGGGCGGCCCGGCCGUCGGAGCAGCAGCAGCAGCGCCGGGCGCUGCGGGGGUAGCGGCCGCGCUGGCGGCCGUGGCUGCCGCUCCGGGCGGCGGCGGCGUAGGAGGAGGCGGCGGCGGCGGUGCUGGUGCUGCUGUUGUUGCUGCUGGUGGUGGUGGUGGAGCAGCAGCAGCUGCAGGGGCAGGAGGAGGUAUCGGAGUUCUUGGAGGAGCAGCAGCAGCAGGAGGAGGAGGAGCAGCAGCCGCAGUCGCUGCAGCCGCAGCCGCCGCCGCUGCAGCAGCCGCGGCCUCCGGCAUUUACAGGGAGCCCGUGUAUAAUUGGCAGGCCACGAAGACGACGGUGAAGGAGCGCUUCGCCUUCAUGUUCAACAACGAGGUGCUGAGCGACGUGCACUUCCUCGUGGGCAAGGGGCUUGGCUCGCAGCGCAUCCCCGCGCACAAGUUCGUGCUCUCCGUGGGUAGCGCCGUCUUCGACGCGAUGUUCAACGGCGGCAUGGCCACCACCUCGUCGGAGAUCGAGCUGCCCGACGUGGAGCCUGCCGCUUUCCUCUCGCUGCUCAAGUUCCUAUACUCGGACGAGGUGCAGAUCGGGCCCGAAACUGUCAUGACAACUCUGUACACGGCCAAGAAGUAUGCGGUUCCUGCGUUAGAGGCACACUGCGUGGAAUUCCUCAAGAAGAACCUCCGCGCAGACAACGCGUUCAUGCUUCUCACGCAGGCCCGGCUGUUUGAUGAGCCUCAGCUGGCCAGUCUCUGUCUGGAAAAUAUCGACAAAAACACGACGGAUGCUAUAAAUGCUGAAGGAUUUACAGAUAUUGAUCAGGAUACACUGGUGGCCGUGCUGGAGAGGGACACGCUGGGACUGCGGGAGAGCCGGCUCUUCAGCGCUGUUGUGCGCUGGUCGGAGGCGGAGUGCCAGCGGCAGCAGCUGCCUUCCACGCCCGAGAACAAACGGCAGGCACUGGGAAAAGCCCUCAACCUUAUCCGUUUCCCCAUCAUGACAAUUGAGGAGUUCGCUGCUGGCCCGGCACAGUCGGGGAUCCUCACCGAUCGUGAAGUGGUCAGCCUUUUCCUGCACUUCACGGUGAACCCCAAACCACGCGUUGAUUAUAUCGACCGGCCGCGCUGCUGCCUGCGUGGGAAGGAGUGCUCCAUCAAUCGCUUCCAGCAGGUGGAGAGCCGCUGGGGCUAUAGUGGCACCAGCGACCGUAUAAGGUUUACCAUGAACAGGCGAGUGUUUGUCGUUGGAUUUGGCCUCUAUGGCUCCAUCCACGGCCCCACAGACUACCAAGUCAACAUCCAGAUGCUGCACACGGAGAGCAACACUGUUCUGGGGCAGAACGACACAGGUUUCAGCUGCGAUGGCUCCGCCAACACCUUUCGUGUCAUGUUCAAGGAACCCAUAGAGAUCCUGCCCAACGUCAACUAUACGGCCUGUGCCACCCUUAAGGGUCCGGACUCGCACUAUGGCACCAAGGGACUCCGCAAGGUGAUUCACGAGUCCCCCACUACGGGCUGCAAGACCUGCUUCACGUUCUGCUACGCGGCGGGCAACAACAAUGGCACGUCGGUGGAGGACGGUCAGAUCCCAGAGAUCAUCUUCUACACGUAAAGGCCAAACGGGGGGAAAAAAAAUCCUACUGCUGGCUCGGUCGUCGUCUUUACGUUGUUUUUCAAUAUUUCUGACCAGAGCACGAUUCGUUUAUUUUCCAUCGCCAUCUUUGUCGUUAAUGCCGGACGGGCCAAUUGGUGCAAGAGCCCAAGGUUCUCGCUUCCGGUAUCCCCCCCCACAACCUCUUCCAGAGAGGGAUCUUUAGGCAGGAAGACCUACGGGGUAGCCAUUACGGACGAACUCCAAUGUUGCAGGCGUCAAGACAACCUGGCUUGAGCUUUAACGCAUGUAGAAACGCUACCUGAUUUUCCAAGCGGUAGUUUUGUGCGGAGGGUUUUUCAUGAGUUUUGAGUGGGGAGUUGUGACAUGCUACCGUUCCGUCCGUGAAAUCCAACUGAGGACUUUGUGGCUUCCUGCAUUAUACCGGUCUUUUGUGCAGCGCUCGAAUUUCUCACUCACGCCACUGCUGGUGGAAGGGCCUCCAUUCAAGGGAGCUCUAGAGACCCUUUCUGGAGGGUAUUUGGCCCACUGUUCCACGCCGAUCAAUGUAAUAGGUCUCAAUUAGUGCACCAACUACAGUUUUGUCACAUUGCCACUCGCAAAACGCUGCCGCCGGUAGUUUGCUGCAAGUUCACUAGAAUGCCUGUACCUGGUUAGUGCGAGCAGCACUGAGCGAUCACACGCAGAAGUGCAUUCCUGCCCCCCCACAGUCCAAAACUGUAAUAUUCACAUAGCACUUGGUGUUCUAAGUUCUUGCACUUGACUUUUUAAUGUGGCAGCAGCGCGCAGCUUGGAGCGCCUGCACAAAUCGGGGGCGCAGAAUCUGCACACUGGUCAGAACGCGCGUUGGGCUCGCAGCAGGGGAUCACUCGGUGGCAAGUCGCCGCUACAACCACCCACACUGGUUUUAACGCUGGGAAAAUGUCGAAAGAGCAGUAAAUCUGGAAUACCUCAUGACGUACAAUCAUAUACAGGGUUACGAAACUGAAGAGCUCUGCUGCCAAGGGUGCAACAUUUCCUGUGUAAUAGAUUCAUGGCGUGUUCUCUUAGCUCUGUUAGUGAGUUUAGUUUAUUUUUGGAUUCAUCAGUAGUGACUGGUAGGGAGGAAUGUAGCAGUGUUUGGCGAGGCGAUGAAUUGUCAAUUAACAUGAAAAGGAAUCCUGAGGUGCGAGUCUUCUAAGAAGCGUGUAAUGUAGCAGUUUGUUUUUAUAAUUGCAGUCGAAGGUUGUUAAAGCGCUGUCGCAUUUUACCCACAAUUUGCUUGCAAUUGAAUUGCAGUAAAUAUGACUGGACUUGCAAAAAUUAGUGCAAGCUUCUGCCAAAGUAGCCACACAAUUCAUUAUUAUUCCUAAAUGUUUUAUAUGUACAAUGAACUAAUUAAAAUGGGACUGCCUUCUUUAAGCAAAAAAGACAGCCAUGCUGUUGAUAAGUAAAUAUGUGCAGAUGUUUAAUGUGCAGAUGUUUAAUGUAAGGCCAGUAUUAAUUCUGAUAAUGGAGCUUAAUUUCCAUUCUUGCAUUCGUUGUCUCUUAAAUAUAUAACUGAUUUCCGCUGGAUUGAGUGAUGACAAAACUGCAUUGCAAAAUCUGUAGAAUUUUAUUUAAAACUGCAAAAGUUUAAUUAUGAAUCAUGCUAUUUUAACCGUAGUGUUAACAGAUGUUUGUGCAAGUUUGGGGUCUUUCUAAAACCUGAACAGUGUAAUUGUGAUCACACAUCAAUGGACAGUGCUUAUCAGUUUGGUUGGUAAAAACAUUACAAAAGAGAAAAAUUACACACGAGGUGUUGGCUGCGUUGCCCUUCGGCACAUUAUGGCAGUCGUGUUAAUGACAUUCAGUUUUGCAUGUGGAAAAGUGCAGUGACAGUGGUCCAUUAAAGGCUUGUUGAGCAGAUGCUAAUUGUGAAGUUUUCAACCAAAUGUGAGUGAUUUAUAAAGUGAGGAUUAACUAGCUGCAAACUCGCGAUAAGUUCUCGUGCCCAACUAUAUUUGCGAAUUAGUUUCUAAUUACAUUUAUUAGCAGAUUGAAAGACCCUGUACAUAUCAUUUUGCUUUCUUCUGUGUUCGCAAGUAGAAAUGUGAUUGGAAUGUUGGAGCACGUUUUUAUGGCAAAAAAGCAGGGUAGGGUUAGGAAAUUGGUGAAAGCAAUAGUUUUAGGAGGACGCGAUGAUUUAACAUUUUGCGCAUAACCUGCCGCUUUCGUGUCGCACAGUUGCAGUCCUUUGUGGACUGUUUAAGCGUUUUCAGGCCUUUGUACUAUUUUGUUUUUAUGCUUGAACAUCAGCCCAGCUUGUAUGUACUGCAGCCGCACCUAUUUAAUGGCCACGGCCAUCAUUGUUAAUGCACGACAUGCAGUUGAUUUACAUUUCGUUAUAGAUUUUCAUAAAAUAUGGAAGCCCCAUUAUCACGAAUGGACUAAGAUGACAAGUGAAAAUUUACUCAGCUGUAUGUCAACUUCGAUGAUAGGUUAAAUGCAUCUGAUUUCAGCUAUCACGUGAUCAUAAUAAAAAAUAAUACAUGAAUGGUUGUCAAACAAAGCUUGAAAUGAUAUAUGUAAAAUGUAAGAAAAUUUGCGUGUCUGCACUUUACUGAUAAAGGUGAUGUAUAAUGCUUUGCUUGAUUUGUUUUCUCCCCGAGUUGUACAGUAAAGGCAGAAACUGAUAAAACAAGAAAAAUUGAAAAAAGAAACAUAAAAA